CUCGCGGUACGCAAUUGGCACAGCACCAGCACCUUUUUCCUCCAAUUCCCCCGCCAGCGACGAGCGACCAUGUCGCACAUGACCAAUCCGCUGGCAACGCCAGACCAGCUAUUUCAGCGCCGCUCCUUCGAGGCCCUCCCAAUUGAGCUGCAAGACGCCAUCUUCUUCGCGACACAAUGCCUGACCCAGGCCGCCGGUAUCCUCCUCCAGCUCCCCCAGUCCGUCACGGCGCAGGCCAACGUGCUUCUUGCGCGAUACUGGCUCGUCGAGCCCAUGAUGUCUCAUGAGUUCAGCGACGUCUCGGCCGCAACAGUCUACCUGACCGCCAAGCUCUCGGCCCACCCACGGUCCCCGCGCGACCUGGCCAACGUCUACGCCUACCUCCUCUCCCCGUCCAGCUCGCUCUUCCAGCCGCCGACCGCCCCGCCCCCGGCCAACGAGCCGGCCAGCUACUACCUGUCCGAGUCCGCCUACCACGCCUUCCACGCCCGCGUCCUCGCGCUCGAGGCCCGCGCGCUCUACGCCCUCGCCUUCGACACCCACGUCGCCCUGCCCCACCCGCUGGCCGUCACGUACCUGCAGGCGCUCGACUUCCUGGCCGUGGCCCCGCGGGAGCGCAUCGGCAGCCGGGCGGUCGCCUACCUCAACGCCGCCCUGCUCUCGCCCCAGAUGCUGUACCUGACCAGCCAGCCCAACGCGCUGGCCGUCGCGGCCGUCUACAACGCCGCCCGCGACGUCGGCGCCAAGAUGCCCGAGUGCGAGUGGUGGGAGGUCUUCGACGUCGACCGCGAGGAGCUCGGCUUCCUCGUCGUCGGCAUGCGCAGCCUCGACGGCUGGGGCCGCAAGAUGCGCGCCGAUCUCGCCCGCAUCAUGCGCGGCGCAGAGAGGGGCAUGGUCACCCGCCGCGAUGUCGAGGACGAGCUGAGGAGGAGGGGGAUCGAGGUCGUGGUAGUGCGCGCCCCCCGGGGUGGUGGCGCCGCCGAGGCGGAUGAUGCGGAAGAGGAGGCGGCGAGGAGGAUGGACGAGAAGAUGGCGGAUCUGGAGGCUAGGGGGGUUUGAGAGAGAAAGAGGGGGGGGGGGGGGGGGGGGGAAGAGGAUAAUCUCUCUGAGGUGACCAAUGGAUGAGCGGUUGAGGAGAGUGUGGCUGGAGACUUGGUUGGUGGCUGGCCGCCGCCUCCUCGGACAAACAACGGCCACACUCUCUCUGACUUCGCUAUAUACGACGACUUACCGCCCUAAGCCCCCGACCUGCUUCAGG
This is a messenger RNA of Thermothelomyces thermophilus ATCC 42464, 1258 nucleotides long. RefSeq lists its product as uncharacterized. Gene Ontology annotation, cellular component: nucleus. Gene Ontology annotation, biological process: regulation of transcription by RNA polymerase II. The coding region runs from base 70 to 1059 and encodes 329 amino acids. The record is from RefSeq and is a predicted model, not a curated record. Lineage: Eukaryota; Fungi; Ascomycota; Sordariomycetes; Sordariales; Chaetomiaceae. The transcript is spliced from 2 exons. Gene Ontology annotation, molecular function: cyclin-dependent protein serine/threonine kinase regulator activity.